Molecule: messenger RNA, 483 nt
Organism: Raphanus sativus (radish)
Lineage: Eukaryota; Viridiplantae; Streptophyta; Magnoliopsida; Brassicales; Brassicaceae
Exons: 1
Coding region: 1-483 (160 amino acids)
Source: RefSeq, a predicted model, not a curated record
AUGUUGAUCCUGCAGAAAUGGGAACCUGUUGUGUCGGAUAGCUUCCCUUCACGCAUAUCCUUUUGGGUACAGGUCCAUGGUAUACCACUUCACUACUGGACAGAUGGUACUAUCAACGCCAUUGGUGCUGUACUUGGACCUAUUGAAAGCCGGGAAGUGAACAAAGCUAGGCUUCGGGUACAAAUAAAUGGUUUGAGACCAUUAAUUAUGUGUAUGGACCUCGAACUGCCAUCGAAGAAGAUCGUAGAGAUAGUGCUGGAGUAUGAGCACUUAGAAAAGCACUGCUUUUUCUGUAAGUCCCUGUCCCAUGAAGAUGGAGACUGUCCUGCUCGACCUCUGGAUAGGACUAACCCUGGAGACAAAAGGCGCCUAGAUAUCUCUCGUCAAAACACUCUGGAAAGCAUUGAGGAGGGAAGGAGAAGGCAAGCUGAAAGAAAAUUCACUCGCAACAACGAAGGCAAUACUCAUAGCGGAGCUCGCUGA